Molecule: messenger RNA, 327 nt
Organism: Blumeria graminis f. sp. triticale
Lineage: Eukaryota; Fungi; Ascomycota; Leotiomycetes; Helotiales; Erysiphaceae
Source: the annotation of a GenBank genome assembly
AUGAAGAUUCUCAGUGCUAUUUCCGCCAGCACUUUUCCUGUUUUGUUGCUCCUAGGGACUGUUGUGCAAGGAUAUGUGCUAAAGUGUGCUACUGGCAAAGAGUUUGAUAACAGACAUAUAGGCGAACUUGCAUCACAAGCUGAAUAUCAAUAUAAUCAUCACAGCUACCCUUUAGGUCCGGAUGGGAGAAUAUGCAAGGCCCAUGAGUUUGAUAUUCCAUUGGCACAUACUAGAGCUACAAUUUCGUACUUAGUCCAAGUAUGUGAAAGUAUGGAGGGCUACAGACUAUAUGAAUGGUACAAUUCUAAAUGGGUUAUAUGCGAAUAA